Molecule: messenger RNA, 1635 nt
Organism: Tinamus guttatus (white-throated tinamou)
Lineage: Eukaryota; Metazoa; Chordata; Aves; Tinamiformes; Tinamidae
Source: RefSeq, a predicted model, not a curated record
ACUGCUGUGAGUGAGGAGAGAAUCUCAGGCCAUAGUUUCCUUACUGGACAUGUUUACAGAGGUGUGGAGACUUUGGGAAAAGAACUUUUUAUGUAUUUUGAUCAGACAGCUUUGAGGGUUCACUUUGGUAUGAAUGGUUCGAUGCACAUUAAUCGUGAUGAAAGCAAAGGCAGAAAUGGAGUGCUACCAGUUCUGGAGAUACAGUUAACAGAGGAUACGGUUUGUUUUUUUGAGGCAACAGUACAGUACAGAAAUGCAGCUGAAAGCGAGCAGAAAGUGAGAAUGAUGGAAAGCUUGGAUGUCUGCUCUCCAAAAUUUAGCUGCUCAAGAGCAGAAAGUGAGAUUAAGCAGCAGAAAACUCGCAUGUUGUGUGAUGUGUUACUGGAUCAAGCAGUGUUACCUGGAGUGGGAAAUAUUAUAAAAAAUGAAGCACUAUUUGACAGUGGCCUCCAUCCAGCUAUUAAAGUUUGCCAACUGACAGAUGAGCACAUACGCCACUUGGUGAAAAUGACACGUGACUUUGCCCUCCUUUUUUAUAAGUGCCGCAAAACCGGAUCUGCGCUGUACAAGCACUACAAAGUAUACAGGCGGCCCAGCUGCGGUCAGUGCGAUGGGAACAUCACUGCCUGUCGUUUAGGAGAGAACAAUAGGAUGACCUACUUCUGCUGGCGAUGUCAGAAGGCUGAUGCGCAGCUUGUCAAUAUUAGCAAACUGCCAACUAGAAAUAGCCUAAUUGGCUGGGCCUAUGGCAGGAGGUCAUGUUCUAAUGAACAUGUAGCUCAGAAAUCUGAAGAAGAGUGGACAUGCAUGUCCUGUACCCUAAUAAACAAGCCGUCUGCUAAAAUCUGUGAUGCCUGCUUGACUUCAAGGCCUGAAGUUCCAAAGACAGGGAAUGAUGACGAUUCUGUAGCCUUUAACAGAAGCUUAAUGAAGUACCCUUGUAAUGAUUUUGGAAAGCCAAGCGUUGAAAUAAAAAUAAAUAGGAAAGCUGCGUUUGGACAUACAACCCUAGUCGUAACAGACCUCAGUAGCAAAGUUGUUCAGAGAAAUGAUACCCAAAUAUCGGAUGCGCACGCUCAGGGUGUUUCGCCGAAGAACAAUUUGGAUCAAAUCCCAAGUGACGUACGUCAGUCAAGGGAAAGUACAGACAAGUACUGCUCAACAAAUGUCACUGUGGCUAUGGCUUCACCCUCCUAUCAGCAGGCUUUCUCUUUCAAACCCAUACAAAAGAAGCAGAAAACUGAUCAUGUACCUUCUAUUCUCCAGCAAAACACAGGAAUCAGCAAGCCUCAAGUUAAUAUGACAGAUGGUAUUUGUUCGUUAAACACGGGCCAUCCUCGCUGCAGUAAACACAGCCGCCUCUGCAUUCUCAGAGUUGUGAGAAAGGACGGAGAAAACAAGGGCAGGCAGUUUUAUACUUGUCCUCUACCCAGAAAAUGUCGGUGUGACUACUUUCAAUGGGCUGACUUGAAUUUUCCAUUCUGUAACCAUGGGAAGCGCUGUGUAAUGAAGACUGUGUUGAAGAUUGGUCCCAAUAAUGGAAAGAACUUUUUUGUGUGCCCUUCUGUGAAGGAAAAACAAUGCGGCUUUUUCCAAUGGGCAGAACAGCAGGCAGGUAUGCAGAUUAUUCCUUAA